Messenger RNA from Nicrophorus vespilloides, 1395 nucleotides. Its product is annotated as juvenile hormone epoxide hydrolase 1-like. The record is from RefSeq and is a predicted model, not a curated record. The transcript has 2 exons. Gene Ontology annotation, biological process: epoxide metabolic process. NCBI's taxonomy places the organism in Eukaryota, Metazoa, Arthropoda, Insecta, Coleoptera, Silphidae. Gene Ontology annotation, molecular function: epoxide hydrolase activity. The coding region runs from base 208 to 1368 and encodes 386 amino acids.
GAUUGUUUUUACAAUUUGUUUACAAUUCGUUUGGAAAUAUACCAAAUAAUAAAAAAGAAAAGUUAAGAGUAGGAAGUGGAAGUCGACGGAUGCAUUGUAAUAGAAUUAUAUAAGAUGAAUCAACAACUACGCCUCUGUUUUUUUGUGUCAUAUAUAUAAUGUUCGUAGCCGGAUCGAUUUAUUCAGUGCGCUUAUUUCGUGCUAAAGAUGGGCAAGUGCGUGAAAUUUCUGUUCAUCGUCGUUACUCUGACCACAGUUUUCAUAGGUAUUAAAAUCAAGGAAUGCUUUAAAUCUCCACCUAUACCGACAGUGCCGGAACCCUACUGGGGCCCAGGCAAACAAGUCAAAGAUGGUACAGCAAUUAUUCCAUUUAAAAUAAACGUAUCCGAUAAUGUGUUAGUUGACUUGAAUCAACGCCUUCUCAAGCACAGAUUGAUUACAAGGUCUCUGGAAGAUUCCAAACACCAUUACGGUAUUAAUUCUGCGCUCCUCGGUGAAGUUGUUGAGUUUUGGAGAAAAGAUUACGAUUGGCGGAAGCGAGAAAUGUACCUGAACAAGUUUCCUCAAUUUAAGACGCGAAUUCAAGGACUCGACAUCCAUUACAUACACGUCAAACCUGAUACCAAUGUCCGAAAAAUUCCGCUGCUUCUGUUGCACGGAUGGCCUGGCUCGGUUCGGGAAUUCUACGAAAUCAUUCCGAUGCUGACUAAAGUGCAGAAGGAGAGGAACUUUGUUUUCGAGAUCGUAGCUCCUUCUCUUCCAGGUUAUGGAUUUUCUGAUGGCGCUUCUAAAUCGGGCUUAGGACUUGUCGAGAUGUCUGCGGUCUUGAAGAAUCUGAUGGUUCGUUUGGGUUACAAGAAGUACUAUGUUCAAGGUGGCGAUUGGGGAAGCGCUCUGGCUUCGACGAUGGGUACCAUAUAUCCAGACUAUGUAAAGGGAAUACAUAGUAAUAUGUGCUUAAACCUUAACCAUAUUACAUAUAUAAAGCUCUUCAUUGCAAGCCUUUAUCCGACGUUAUUCAUGACGGAUGAAGAGGCAAAACUGACCUAUCCAUCUUCGAGUCUUAUGUCGAAGGUCCUUUUAGAGACCGGAUAUUCGCAUCUGCAAGCCACUAAACCUGAUACUUUGGGUGUUGGUUUGAACGAUUCUCCAGUUGGAUUAGCAGCGUAUAUCCUGGAGAAAUUUAUUACCUGGACAAACGACGAUUACAAGAACCGUAUGGAUGGUGGGCUUAAAAUAAAAUACGACUACAAUAAACUCUUAGACAAUGUAAUGAUCUAUUGGGUGACCAAUUCGAUAACAACUUCGAUGCGCCUCUACUCCGAAACCCUCAACACAGCCCAAAAAAAAUACGGCCUAGAUAUGUAAAUAUGCAGAGGUUGAAUUUGCAACUUA